AUGCCGACAGCCUGCACUUCCGGGCUUGGAGAGGAAAUGCCAAUCUCUGUUUCAGUGCCUGUUCCUCUCAGCGCCUGUUCCUCUGAAGACACACAGGGCUGCAAUUCUCCUGUCUUUGCUGUAAACACAGAGACGAAAGGAAAGAACGCUUGGUAUAAGGCUGUGAUCAUCAUCACGGUGCUUGGUAUCACAGCGAUAGUUGCCCUGGUGACAACAGCAGUAUUGCAGAACAAGCCUCUCCUACAGAAGUACAAGUAUGGGAUCGUCCUGGAUGCUGGCUCCUCACAUACAGCAGUGUAUAUCUACGAGUGGCCAGCAGAGAAGGAUAACGACACCGGAAGAGUGCAGCAGACACACUCCUGCAAAGUCCAAGGUGCUGGUAUCUCCAGCUACUCUGUGCUUCCAGGGCAGGCAGGGGCGUCUCUGAAGAGCUGUAUGAAGGAAGCAGAGAGCCUCAUCCCCCUAAGCAGGCACCACGAGACCCCCCUCUACCUGGGGGCCACCGCCGGAAUGAGGCUGCUCAGGAUGGAAAACCAGAGCUUGUCUGAUCAGGUGCUUUGGUCGGUAGAGGAGGUGUUGCGGUCCUCUCCGUUCUCCUAUCAGGGCGCUCGCAUCAUCACAGGCCAGGAGGAGGGAGCCUUCGGCUGGGUCACUGUGAACUACCUGAGUGACCGACUGAAACAGGUGAGAACAUUCUCGUUCGUGUUUAAACACUGCUCAUCCAUAAUGUUUGCACCCCGGUAACGAAUGCAGGAUAUGGCUGGAAAACGUACCUCAUUCCAG
This is a messenger RNA of Oncorhynchus gorbuscha (pink salmon), 783 nucleotides long. Its product is annotated as ectonucleoside triphosphate diphosphohydrolase 1-like. The record is from RefSeq and is a predicted model, not a curated record. NCBI's taxonomy places the organism in Eukaryota, Metazoa, Chordata, Actinopteri, Salmoniformes, Salmonidae. Gene Ontology annotation, biological process: nucleoside diphosphate catabolic process. The transcript has 6 exons. Gene Ontology annotation, cellular component: plasma membrane. Gene Ontology annotation, molecular function: UDP phosphatase activity; GDP phosphatase activity. Bases 1 to 744 code for a protein of 247 amino acids.